AAAACAAACAGUUUGCGUCAGUUUUGCGGAGAAUUCUUCCUAUUGGAAUUUCGAGGGGAAGUGAUACUACACAGAAGAGUGGUAUAUAUUGACUGGAAACUAUUUGGAAGUGCAUAUAUCAACCAACUGUAUUGUAAGUUGUUCAGCGCUGCUAAGACUGUCCACACCAAUUGUUUCAAAUAAUCAACCAAAUAAUUUAGUUUCUUUUUCUGUAAAUAUGAAGAUCGCUCAAGCAACUUUACUCCUUUUCUUUGCAACCAACGUUGCCUGUUUUGGUCUCCAUCGCCUUUUUGGAGACUUGCUUAAUCCCCGGACAGGAUCAACUACACACCACAGCCGCACUUUGGAUAUACAAAAUAGUGGGGCUUCUCUCAUGGAUGCCAUGUUAUGGGACGAACUGGGGGACUCGGGGAGUUCUGAAGAAGGGGGUUUAUUCUAUCUAUUUCAUAUGCUUAAUAAUUAUGAUACCGGUGAUUACCCCGUAAACUUCGAAACCACUACAUUCAAGCCCCCUCAAUCUACCAUCGGAACAAAUAUUGAUGACACAAAACCGAUCAAAACCACCGAAACUCCAACAAAGAGUACAACGGAAAUAACGACAAAUAAGCCUCGUACGUCUACAACUAUACAACCUGCUGUUACAACUGAGAGUACUACAGUGGAUUCAACAACUACUAGAACUUCAGAAGAAAUGACCGAGAGCAGCGAAACACCAAUAGAAACAACGACGCAGCCAGUUGUAACCGAGGACAAUGUGACUCAGACUGCUUCAUCGGAGAGGUUCACUACAUCAACGUCUGCUUCUACAACCACCCAGACUGCGUCAUCGGAGAGCUUCACUACAUCAACGUCUGCUUCUACAACCACCCAGACUGCGUCAUCGGAGAGCUUCACUACAUCAACGUCUCCUUCUACAACCACCCAGACUGCGUCAUCGGAAAGCUCCACACACCUCAUGGCUUCAACCACAACUCCCUACUCAAUCACGACUGAAGAUACUUUUAUUGAAGGGGACUUAACCGGCGAUGAAAAAGUGAACAAAACAGAACUAAAUUCAACAGACGACAUCACUAAAAUCAUUGACGAGUACAACGAUUAUAUUGAUGAAGGCCCAACAAGGGGUGACCUGCACUCCAACAAAAACAAGGGACUACAUACCUCAUCUGACGCCACUCCGACCACAGGGGGUAGUGGAAUCAUAGAUGAGUACUUAUCAAGCUUGAAGAAAACCAAUGAUAUUAACUCAACCAAAGAAUCAACCGGCAAGGAUCAGAAAUCAACCAUUGUGGCUGAUAUAUCCGUCCAAAAUAUUGGUAAUAUUCCUUUUGACCAGGCUAUACAAUCUUUAAACAAUAAUCCACAGCUUGGUCUGGGCGAUAGGCAAAACAUUUUGUCAGGGAUUUCCGUUGCCGCUGUGGAUAAUACUUUGAAAAAUGACGUCACAGCCACUUUACCAAAACCAACUGUGUUUUUUACUCCGCCAAGUUCUCAAGUUAUGGAAAUGUCAAAAUCUCAACAAAAAUUAUUCUCAGAAAGAGUUGCAAGAAUAGGAAACGAUUUUGUUAUCUUACCGGACUUUAAUAAUGGAGCAGUUCUUUUGGAGCCAAUUAUUUCUUCCGGAAACAUCAAAACAAACACAAUACCCAACUUUGAGUAUGUUCCUCCUAAAACUUUGUCUUUUGAAGAGAUACCAAACACUGUAUAAUACUUAUGAAUUUUAAUAUUCCGUUGUGCAUAAUGUGUUUUUCUAUCCCAUGAAAUCCGUUUUUUUUAAAAUAAUCUUUUCUCUAUAUUGCACUUUUAAUAUUAAUAUAUAUGUUUGAAUGUGUGCGUGUGUAGUUUACAUAAUAAAAAGUAAACAUUA
Magallana angulata is the source of this 1864-nucleotide messenger RNA. Its product is annotated as serine-rich adhesin for platelets-like. The transcript is spliced from 2 exons. Bases 218 to 1705 code for a protein of 495 amino acids. Lineage: Eukaryota; Metazoa; Mollusca; Bivalvia; Ostreida; Ostreidae. The record is from RefSeq and is a predicted model, not a curated record.